CCGCUUCAGUGCAGCGUAGUAGGUCAGUGGGCCUGCUGUUAAAAACACACCAAAAUGUCUGGGGAGGUAACCAUGGAAACCCUCAACAAAUAUGUUGCCCUUGACAACCAAAUCCGCUUGCUGGAAAACAAAAAUAUCCGUAAGACGUACAACAGCAUCAAGAAACGUUACGAUGAGAUGCUGGCCACUGUCAAAAACCUAGAAUCACUCUACGAGCAAUGUAAAAAGCAGACAGCAAAAGAGAAAGAUGAUGUGGACAAACUGGACAUAAAAUCAUUUCUGAACAAGGAAGCUUUUGACAAGUCUAUGUCCAAAGAGCAGGCUGAAUACUUAGAGGCUUUAAACAAAGAAGAGGUAAUGAAGAAAAAGCUGGACUCCAUUAAGGCCCAGGUAGGGGAGAUGGAGAAGGAAAUUAACAAGGUUAAAGAAUCCAUGGAGGAACUAGAGAAGUUAUGUCAGGAACAGGAAACUCUACUGUCUGAAAUUUUUGAUGGUGCAUAUGGUAGUGACCUUGAAAACAAAUUGGAAAGUGACCUUGACCUUAUCAGGGAAAAGAGACAGAGGAUAGGUAAUGCCAAGUACAAGUGGACUAAUGGGAGAAUUCUGCUGCAGCAUGCCUGUAAUCAGAUGGCCUUUGCCAACAAACGCUGGGCUGACAUACAGGACUCAUCUGUAAACAUGCAAGAGAAAUACGGUAUUGCUACAGAAGCCCGUAACAACCUGAUAGCAGCCAUACAAAACUUACAGAGCUGUCAGAAAUACCUAGACAAUAUCGACUUCCCCUACUGUAAGCCCAAGGAAGUCCAAACCCUCGAGAAGGCAACUAAUAAUAUAUACAUAGAUAUGCAGUCACCUGACCGACACAAACACGCUGGGGAAUGCUACAAGGUCACGCAUAAAAGAGCAGCGGCAUUGUUACAGUGGUUUGAUAAUGUCAUUAACACAGUAAUAGAGAAAGAUAUACUGGAGGCAACAAAAGAAGAGUCCGAGGCAAACCGAGCCCUGAGGGCAGAGAGGAUAAAACUACUGAAAGAGAAAGUAGAAGGGGAGGGUGGAAAGGUAGACAUAGAUGACACAGCUAUACAGUUAGCUGAUGAUGAUGAUGAUGAUGCAGAUAUUGAACUCCAAGCAGUCAUCUUCAAAGCCGACGGUGAAGAUGAUAAUUCGUUGAAACCAGGAGGACAAGACGUUGCCCCAGCACCCACACCCGUGCCCCUGAGUGAAUUGGCACCACCCCCAUCUGGGGAGGAUUUGUUUGGUAACAUUGAACAACUAAAGAAACAACAUGAGAAAGAGGUGAGUGAUUUCCAAAAGGCCCAGGAGAUGAAUAAGGCCCGCCUUCAGCAGGGACUGGAGGCUAAACUCGCGGCCCGACGAAACAAACGGACGAGAAACACCGCUGAAUAGACAGACACUUUACGAGUAAAUUCUCAUUGCUGCUCAACAUGUUUACUUUAAUUGACCCCAUGUAUGUAAAUGUUGUUUUAGUGUAUGAACACCUUUGUAAACUCUCCCCUUUAGUGACAGUGUUCUUGUACUUACCGAAGACUCUGUGUCAACUUAAGACUGCACAUCAUAUCUACUAUGUGUAGUUGUGUUGCUUCUUCAAGUAUUGAGGUAAAUCCAUAAAUUCAUCUAAUUUCAAUAUAGUAUAAAACUAGUGAAAUUGAUAUUUCAAUUAUGAGAUUUCGACCGUACUUGAUUCAAUAUAGAGACUGUUAAAGUGUUGAUAGUAAUGUAACCAAAUCAAGACCUGAAAAAUACCGGUACAUAGUAUUUGUUGGGUAUUACAUUUAUAAAGUGCUGGAAAUUGGAGUGUAGUUUCUAAAUUUUAGAACCUUUGUUGUUAGCAUGAAUCAGGUAGAAAAUUAGAUGUCUCUGAAAUUCAUGUUAACCAUUUUGUUUUUACAUAUUAUUGAAAGAUAUUUAGCUUGUUAUGGUAUUUACUUUGCUUUUUUUUUGGUGGAUUAGCUUGAGGAAUAGUUUGGCGUAUUUUUAUCUCAAUAAAUAAAUGCACAUAAUGUAACUGUUAAUUAAGUUGACUAGCUCCACAAUCAAUACACUAGUUUGACUAAAGAUUACUGAGACUUAUUGUUUUAAAGAUUAUGAAUUUAAAAUUGUCUUGGUGUAAAGCAAGUGAAAUGUAUAUAUUAUUAUGUGAUUAAUUUUCCUUAUACAAACUAGAUCAAUGCAACUAAUUCCAUCCUAUUUUAUGCUUCUUAUUUGAGCAAAUGUUUAUUUAUCAAUAUUUUAGUUUUUUAUUAUUAAUAUACUUUUUCCGUCCAAGAAUUUAUCAG
Molecule: messenger RNA, 2297 nt
Organism: Saccostrea echinata
Lineage: Eukaryota; Metazoa; Mollusca; Bivalvia; Ostreida; Ostreidae
Exons: 11
Coding region: 55-1407 (450 amino acids)
Source: RefSeq, a predicted model, not a curated record